UGUUUUCCUUGCACCAAAGAACAACAUUUUCCUCUCCAUUUAUAGCAAAGAUGACCACCAUGAUUGACUUGACAAAAGGGGGCAUAAUUGGAAGCUUAUUAAAUGACCCAUUUGAAUUAAGAAAAGAACCAGAGGGAAAUAUGACUGAGGAAAAACAUUUUCCAGUGGACAGUACUUCCAUGAUGACUUCUCCAACCACAGGCUUGUUUAAGGACCUGGACCCUGCUAUGAGGAAGAUGUUUAUGAAGGCAAGACUCAGUGAGGAAGACCUAAAAGACAAAGAUGUGGCCGAAGCUGUCGACUACAUCAUCAACCAAUUUGGAGGACUGAAGGCUGUGCAGAGAGAAUUGAAGAGAAGAGGCCCAGUUUCGCAGACGUUGCCAAGAGCUGCAUCUGCAUCCAUCUCCCUCACAUUGCAAAAAGGGCCUUUGCCACCUGUUCCUACCAUCAAAAACUACACCACCUCUCAGCAGGCAUCCCACGGCAACGCCACCCUAAAGAAGACUCCGCUCAACCCUUGGAUGUCAUCUCACUCAUCUGCUCCUGCACCAGAGAGAAAAAGAAAGAGUACAAGCUUCAAACUUGUGAGUCCAACAGCAGCAGAAAGAGAUGAUACCCUAAUUGCUGCACUGAGAGAAGUACUCAAACAGAAGCAGGCACUCCAGCAAAGACCGAGAGAAUUUUCAUAUCCUACGGAGCCAGACGCGAAUAAUGACAAUCAACUUUAAGAAGCUUGGAGAUGCUGGAAAUCAUCUCCAGCUGUAAAACAUUUGCAAUGUGUCUGCUGAUAAUUUACACAAGAACAUUACCAGCUUCAUUUUACUACACUAAUUGGCCUAAGUACCUUUUUG
This is a messenger RNA of Cololabis saira (Pacific saury), 851 nucleotides long. Its product is annotated as actin nucleation-promoting factor WASL-like. The record is from RefSeq and is a predicted model, not a curated record. The transcript is spliced from 5 exons. NCBI's taxonomy places the organism in Eukaryota, Metazoa, Chordata, Actinopteri, Beloniformes, Belonidae. Gene Ontology annotation, biological process: actin filament organization. The coding region runs from base 51 to 728 and encodes 225 amino acids.